UAACUAUACACAGCAGCCCUACCAAGGGCCCGAAUUUGGCCCAGCUCUGGAAGAAAACCCAGCUCUUUCUCAUAGGUACCUCAAUGCCGUGUCUGAGGGCAGGAACCAGAAACAUUGGGGACCCAUUCAAAAUAGGAGGAGAAGGCAGAGGAAGUGACAGGAUCAGAACAGCUGCUGGCUGGCCACCCACUCUGUCCUGGUAAGAAGGGAUAAGGAGAUUGCAUACUGGGUAAGAAAAUCCUCUCACCUCCAGCUCAGGGCUGUAAUCCUGGGCCUCUGCUCCUCUAAGCUUUGUUCUAUUUUCACUCCUCUUCCCAGGGAGUAGGUCUCCAUUGGCUGCCAGGAUUUAGUGGGGACUUUUAACGUGAGUUCUCCAGCAGCCCCUGGAUUUGGGUGUAGUUUUGCACAGCCCCCAUUACCUUCUCCCUUCUGCUCGUUUCCUCCUAUCAUUUCCCUGCACUUUUUGAUUCACCAGGCCCUCCCUCGCUCAGAUCUGCGGGACUCAGGCCUGUGGGAGAGGAGGGCCCAGUGUUAGGAAGCCCAGGUGCGAGGCCCGGGUGCGAGGAGCAGCAGGGAAAAAAGAACCGGUCCGUCUGGGGCAUCAGCCUCCCGUGGGCCUGAGCGAUGGGGAACAUUAUAGACGGUAAGUCGGUGGAGGAGCUGAGCAGCACCGAGUGCCACCAGUGGUACAAGAAGUUCAUGACCGAGUGCCCCUCCGGCCAGCUCACCUUCUACGAGUUCCGCCAGUUCUUCGGCCUCAAGAACCUGAGCCCGUGGGCCAGCCAGUACGUGGAGCAGAUGUUUGAGACCUUUGACUUCAACAAAGACGGCUACAUCGACUUCAUGGAGUACGUGGCGGCGCUGAGUCUUGUCCUCAAGGGGAAGGUGGAACAGAAGCUGCGCUGGUACUUCAAGCUCUACGACGUGGACGGCAACGGAUGCAUCGACCGCGACGAGCUUCUCACCAUCAUCCGGGCCAUCCGAACCAUUAACCCCUGCAGCGACUCGACCAUGACCGCAGAGGAGUUCACCGAUACAGUGUUCUCCAAGAUUGACGUCAAUGGGGAUGGGGAACUCUCCCUGGAGGAGUUCAUGGAGGGCGUCCAGAAGGACAAGAUGCUCUUGGACACGCUAACCCGAAGCCUGGACCUUACCCGCAUUGUGCGCAGGCUCCAGAAUGGAGAGCAGGAUGAGGAGGGAGCUGGUGGCAGGGAAAGUGAGGCAGCGGAAGCAGCCGGCUGAGCCCACCGCCCUGCUGUUUCUGUAUUGGGGACGGGUGUGUGGUGGUGCCUGGUGUCUGGUUGUUUUAAUACUAGAUGGAGUCUUCUGAACUCAGAGGCUCAGCUCACCUGCUUGGGGCACAUGGUGGCAGCAGAGAGGCAGGGGUGGGGAUUCAGAGCAGGGGACAGGGAAGGAGGGUUCCUGAACUCUCUGUGCGACUCAGCUGGUGGUGACCGCUCCCUGCUGGGGGAAGCCUUCAACCUUCCUCAGGCUCCUCCCCAGCCCCUUCUGGCCCCUCCCCCAGCUUUUACCAGCUCUUCCACUGAGCUUCUCCAGUUCCACGCUCUUCUGGACAGAGAAGCUUUGAUGCAGAGGUGGGCUUUCCCGGGACUCUAAUGGGAUCACACAGAUCUGGUGGCUGCAGCCUCCAUCUGGGUGCUGUAUCACACACCCAUCCUGCCCCCAGCAUCCCAGAGUGUACUUGUGUGGUCUGUGUUGAUUCGUUCCUCCCUUCAACAAGCAUUUAUCGAACACCUACUUUGUAUUAAUGCUAGAUGUUAGACGUGCAAAGAAGAUGACAGUUCUCAUCUUCAAAGAACUCACAGGCCAAG
Molecule: messenger RNA, 1832 nt
Organism: Orcinus orca (killer whale)
Lineage: Eukaryota; Metazoa; Chordata; Mammalia; Artiodactyla; Delphinidae
Gene: GUCA1A
Product: guanylate cyclase activator 1A
Exons: 4
Coding region: 625-1242 (205 amino acids)
Biological process (GO): visual perception; positive regulation of guanylate cyclase activity
Cellular component (GO): cone photoreceptor outer segment; photoreceptor inner segment
Molecular function (GO): calcium ion binding; calcium sensitive guanylate cyclase activator activity
Source: RefSeq, a predicted model, not a curated record